UUGAAUAACAUACCGGAAUCUUUCACACAUAAUAAUGGUAGUGUACUAGUUGAUGAGCUCGAUCAACUUAAAGAAUUUGAAUUCAACAAAGUAAAUGAGCAGGUGAUUAAUAAAAUAAGUUUACUCUCUAGAGAUUUAUACGAUAAGAAUUUAAGUAGAUUGGAUUUUAUUAAGAAAUUAACUACCAUUGGAAGAGAAGUAUAUUUGGAUUCCCCAAAUGAUUUUUUAUUCCAGAAAUUGCCAAACAAAGCUAAUUUACUGAAAGAGUUUGAUACAACCGAUUUAGUAAAUUGCAAUAGGGACGGUAAGGACCACUUUAUCAUUAAAUCGCCCGGAUGUGUAAAGUAUAAAUUGAUACAGGAUUGCAGUUUCUUUAUUUAUUUUUCAAUUUUUGUUUAUGAAAAUAAGUUUUUGUAUGUUGAUGGAACUUCUGAAAGCUUGAUUUACAGAGGAAUAAUAUCAAUUUUAGUAUCAAUUAUUAACAAUUUGUUUUCUAAUACACACAAUAUCAGUAAUAUAGAGAGUAUUUUAACAAACAAACACCAUAUUGGUGACAUAUUAUAUAGCAAUAAGAUCGUUAAGAAUUUAUUGGAUCUCAACAUAGUUAAUAAAAGCGUAGUCGAUGCAAUUAUUAAGCACAUAGAGAGUGAAUUCAGCCAACAAAUUAAUUUAAACAGAACUAUUGAUAGUCUAAGUAACUCUGCAACUGUUGAAAAACUUAUUGAUGUUGCAGUAUUGCUGAGUGGUGGAGUCGACUCUUCGUUAAGCUUGUGGAUAUUAAAAAACCGAGGUUACCACGUGGAAGCAUUUUAUUUACAAGUAAAUGAUAUAGACGAUGAUACAGGAACUUGCAAGUCUGAUGAUUUGAAAUUUGCCAGUGAAGUGUGUAAGAAAAUUGGAGUAAAACUGAACGUGCUACCAUUCUCAAAGUUGUAUUACGAUGAUAUUCUGAAAGAUUUUAUAGAAAACUACAAACAAGGAGAGGUACCCAAUCCUGACGUUUGGUGUAACAAUAGGAUUAAAUUCGGGCAGUUUCUUGAUAGAGCAAUAAACUGGGGAUUUGAUUACGUGGCUUCAGGCCACUACGCGUCUGCAGUACAGGACAAGUCACUAUGCGCCGAUAGGCGCAUCAGAAGAUUGGUGCUUUCCAAAGAUCCCGUCAAGGAUCAAACGUACUUUUUAAGCAGGUUAAAUCAGUUUCAACUGUCGAAAUUGAUAUUUCCACUGGAAUAUUUGACAAAGCAACAGGUGCGAGAGUACGCCAGGAUCAUUGGGUUGCCAUCACACAACAAAGAAGAUUCAGUGGGUCUAUGUUUCAUGGAGGAUAUGAAUAUUAGCGAAUACCUUCUAAGUAAACUUGGUAAAAACACGGGGCCAAUCGUAGAUUAUAAAACUAAACAAAUAAUAGGGGAGCACCCGGGUGUGUUUAACUAUUCAAUAGGACAACGAAAGAACCUGAAUAACUACAUAUACACGAAAUGUAAUCCGAACACACUGAGGUAUGUAAUUAAGAAGGAUCUGAACAACAAUGUGCUUUAUGUAACGGAAGACUAUGAUUCCGAGGAGUAUACACAACCAGGUGGAGUUAGAAGGAGCUUUAAAAUAACGGAUAUAUUUUUUAACACAACAGACUAUGCAGAAGUUCUGAAUAGGUGCAAAAUAGAAGAUGGUAUCGAUGCACAUGGGGACGCCUAUAGGUUGAGAGUAAAAUUAAGGCAUUCGCCCAAGUUCUACGACUCAAUAACACACUUGUAUAAUAACUCGAGUAAUAUCGUAUGCUUAAGUGAAGCUGAUAGUGGAAUUUCCACAGGACAGUAUUGCGUUUUUUAUCUGGAUGAUUUGUGCCUAGGGUCGGCAAAAAUGAUCACCAGCUACUGA
This is a messenger RNA of Theileria orientalis strain Shintoku, 1878 nucleotides long. RefSeq lists its product as uncharacterized. Lineage: Eukaryota; Apicomplexa; Aconoidasida; Piroplasmida; Theileriidae. Gene Ontology annotation, molecular function: sulfurtransferase activity. The record is from RefSeq and is a predicted model, not a curated record. Gene Ontology annotation, biological process: tRNA processing. The transcript has 6 exons.